Messenger RNA from Rhinichthys klamathensis goyatoka, 953 nucleotides. It is a transcript of the gene med20, whose product is annotated as mediator complex subunit 20. Gene Ontology annotation, biological process: regulation of transcription by RNA polymerase II. Gene Ontology annotation, molecular function: transcription coactivator activity. Gene Ontology annotation, cellular component: mediator complex. The record is from RefSeq and is a predicted model, not a curated record. Lineage: Eukaryota; Metazoa; Chordata; Actinopteri; Cypriniformes; Leuciscidae. The coding region runs from base 195 to 833 and encodes 212 amino acids. The transcript is spliced from 5 exons.
UACUUCCGGUCACGUGAUCUGUGCUGCUCAAUCGACGUUUCGAGCAUAUGCGAUCAUUUUAUUGAUAUGAUAAGCACGGAUAUUUAUGACUGUCCGAUUAAAAAUUCCCCACUUUUAACUGAUUUUGUGUUAUUCGCGAAAGCCGGGAUUGACCCGGAAGUAAAUACGGGCUCGCGGAUUUUUGGGGUAAAGAAAUGGGUGUAACGUGUGUGUGUCAGGUGCCGGUGUCCGAGGGCAAGAGCGUGCAGCAGACGGUCGAUGUCCUGCAUAAGAAGCUGGAGACGCUGGGCGCCGUCAAACAGGGCAACUUCUGGGUCGACUGCGAGACGUACCACGCUACGGGGAACGCCACCGGUCAGCCGAGUAAGCUGCUGUACGUGAUGCAUAACUCGGAGACGCCGCUGAGCUGCAUGGCUCUGUUCGAGGGCGGACCGGGGCUCAGCGCGGACGCUAACUUUGACGUCCUGAUGGUGAAGCUCAAGAGCCACUUCCAGAACGCCAAAGGCCAUAAAGUGGAGAGUCGCGGUGUCCGUUAUCGCUACUGCGACUUCCUGGUGAAGAUCGGCACCGUCACCAUGAGCUCCAGCGCUAGAGGCAUUUCAGUCGAGGUGGAGUACUGCGCGUGUGUGAUCCCUGGAGACUGCUGGAACCUCAUGAAGGAGUUCAUGCAGAGCUUCCUGGGCUCGCACACUCCCGAGCUGCCGGCGGUGUUCACCAGUAAGCCCGAGGGCCUGAGCGUGCCGGUGGACUGCAUGGACACCAUGAGCCAGUACCUGGAGCUGUUCGGCCGGGUCCGCAAGCAGCAGGUGCUGCCCGGCAGCGGCGUACGAUGAGGACCUGCGAGACACUCCUGAGACAACAUUUCUCGUCUCCUUUGUGUUUGUAUUAUUUCAGUAGUGGGUGCCUAUUUUCUGUGUACAUUGGAAUUUGUAAAAUAAACAGUUUACUUUGAA